CUUAGGUCUUCGCUUCGUAAACGCAACAGCGAUAGAGAAGAGAAUAACUGAGAGUGAAGUAGGAUCUGAAUCAACAAUGGCGAAGCAAGAGACUCACGCCGUCGUUUCCGAUCUCAUCGACUUCCUCAACGCUUCUCCCACGGCUUUCCACGCCGUCGACGAGGCCAAGAAGCGUUUGCAAAGCGCGGGUUUCCACCAACUCUCGGAGAAGGAGCUCUGGGAACUGCAACCUGGCAACAAGUACUUCUUCACCAGAAACCACUCCACCAUCGUCGCCUUCGCCGUCGGCAAAAGGUACGUCGCUGGAAACGGAUUCUACAUAAUCGGCGCUCACACCGAUAGUCCUUGCCUCAAACUCAAGCCUGUCUCCAAGGUAACUAGCUCUAGCUGACUGAACCUGAGUCAAUAGAUUAAUAAUUCGUGUAU
This is a messenger RNA of Cajanus cajan (pigeon pea), 426 nucleotides long. The record is from RefSeq and is a predicted model, not a curated record. NCBI's taxonomy places the organism in Eukaryota, Viridiplantae, Streptophyta, Magnoliopsida, Fabales, Fabaceae.